AUUUAAAUUUAAGAUUGAUAAGAUUUAAGGUACAUAGAUAAGAUAAAAAAUCUUCAUAUCGUUUACGUCAACGUUUGAUAAUUUUGUCUGCUUCUGUUUCGGUGCGGCAAACCUUUAUGAAGGCUUACACGAACGUACCUGGAUUAUUUUCGCUCUUAAUAAUAACGUUACCGCAAGAUUGGAAAAUUGUUAUGACUGCGCACUUAAGCAUGCACGGCGCGUUACGUAAUUCAACGGCCACUGUGUGCCGAUACGCGACUCGCAUUCUUCGUGCGCACAUCAACGUUAAUGCGGCUCAAUGAGAACGGGGGAAAAAAAACGAGAUGCGAGAUCCCGCGAUCUUUUGUCAGCGAGACUAUCCUCCCACGUUUUUCAAUAUUGCAAAAUCGUCACGGAUAAACGUCCCGCAUCAUCGUCAUUUACAUUCACCAUCGACCGCGUUUUUAUUGAGCAACUUCUCUCCGCGUUACUUGUCGUCGCGGUCAGAUCUCUCUGCUUUACGGGGAGGGAGGAAUUCUGCGUGAUAUUCCAGUUUGAGAAGCUGAUGAAAGUUCACUCGAAAGUUCCGAUUGCAGUUUUUAUAAUUAUUCUGCGUACUUUGCAAAUCGGUUUUUCCCCGAUAGAUUAAGAAUAAGAUCGAAAGAUUAGUCGAAAGAUUAGUUUCAUCAAUUCUAAAUUACUUUGUUAAUACUCCGGAUGUACGAUUUUUGUAUAAUCAUAUUUGUUUCGCUGCACUUAUCUCUCGCGGUAAACAAAAGAUAUGACUAUAAUAAUUCCGCAGUCGGCAAUCAUGAUUAUUCUACAGAUAAUACGAAAAAGAGACAUGUAUGUGUAUAAAUACGUGUUUGCGUCAUUUUACCAGGAACGGAAUCGAACAAUUGAAUUGGCGGAUAUCUUUUAAUUAUACUCGUAUAGCACGUGUUCGAUCGCACUAUACAAACUGUAUGUGCGGCUUCUCCGGCUUUUAUUCUGCACACUCGCGUAAUUUACGUCAUCUAACGAGGUCAACAGCAUAAAUGACAGAUUUCUAAUGUUAGUAUCAUUACGCUUCCUUUUGAUAGUAAUAGACGCGUUGCAUGGUAUCAACUAUUCUCUAUAUCAAAAUAUAAAUAUUUAUUUGUCGUAAAAAAGAAACAAUUUCAUAAAAAUCACGUGAUGUCAUAAUUGUUAUCAUGUUCCACACUUUUGCACGGAAAGAACCAUUACGCCGAAUCAUGUAAAAAUUUAGAUGGAUUUGAAAAUAGUUUCGUUGGACCGACAAAGUAAUUAUGCAAGACGCUGAAGCAUGAUAGUGGGUGCUGCAAAAGAUUUCAACAACCGACUUGAGUAUCCGUAGUAAUGCAUUCGAGUUUUGUAUGUAUGUAUGUAUGUAUCUAAUCUAAUGUAAUGUAAUGCAUUGACGUCUCGCGCUUUCCAAUUGCAAACUCGUGACGUACCGAGAUUGAUCGGGUUUAAAUCGGAAACCAACACAGUCGCGCGUAUCUGAAAACCAUCUGCGAAAACGAAUGGCGGGUCACACGUGGCCCUGUACGCGACCGCGUACUUUCACGCUGUGCCAAAUACUACGGAACGUACGCCUGAUUAAACGUUCGCACCACAAUGUAAAGCCUGUUCCGUCACGCGUGUAUUACGCUCGUUUUGAGGUAUACUGUGCUUACAUGGUGAUACCCACCUACUCUGGUAGCAGUAUUCUGCUCACUCAUGUCAGUUGCUGUUGUCAGUCUCGAUGUAGAAGCGCGUACGAGCGGAGCCGUCGAAGCCGACGACGACGACGACGUGUGCUCGAUCGUCGUUGCCUCUCAAUCUGGCCGGGAACGUACGUUUGUAACGUAUUGAACAGAAUACCCGCCUGAUGAAGUGAAACGAUUACGUCGCAGUAGUGAUCGAUAUUGAUAUACAUUGGCUUUCUCUCUAUCGUGAUCACGAUUGUGAUCUACUGCGCGCACGAUGGUUGUGAAUAAAAUGAAUGUUCGGCAGGUUCGGCAGAAACCGAAGUAUCCCAAAUCGGUGUUCUUCAUUAUCAGCAAUGAAUUCUGCGAGAGAUUUUGUUUUUAUGGAAUGCGCACCGUCCUGGUACUGUACUUACGUGAUAUGCUGGGUUAUACUGAAGGUACAUCUACAAUAAUCUAUCAUCUUUUCACCUGUGUCGCCUACUUUUUUCCGAUAUUCGGGGCGAUCCUAUCCGAUUCGUGGCUUGGAAAAUUUUACACCAUUUUUUAUUUGAGUAUUGUUUACGCAAUUGGACAAAUACUUCUAUCUUUGAGUGCGGCAGGAGCCGCAGCAUUGCCCGAUGCGCCUGCAACUGAAUUUACCAUGGUAGGCUUAUUCCUAAUAGCGCUUGGUACAGGCGGAAUAAAACCUUGUGUGUCGGCUUUUGGGGGCGAUCAGUUCGUCCUACCUCAGCAGGAACAACAAUUAUCGAUGUUCUUUUCCCUCUUCUACUUCGCUAUUAACACAGGUUCUUUAAUCUCCACCAUUCUAACUCCGGUGCUUCGUGAAACGAAGUGCUGGGACAACAAGUGCUUCUUCGUGUCAUUUAUAGUGCCAGCCGCUUUGAUGAUUAUAUCCAUUGUGAUAUUUGUCUCGGGAAAAAGACUGUAUAAAAUAGUGAGUCCCUCGGGCAAUCUCUUCGUCAAAGUUUCUAAGUGCAUUUGCCAUGCGACCUACAAUAAAAUCAAGAGCAAGGAAAAACGCGAUCAUUGGCUUGAUCAUGCCGAUGAUACUUACGACACCGAGUUAAUCGAAGACGUCAAAAUCGUAUUCCGGGUCCUGAAAUUAUUCAUACCAUUGCCUAUAUUCUGGGCGCUCUACGAUCAGCAGGGCUCCCAAUGGACAUUCCAAGCAACGCGAAUGGACGGACAAAUGGGCAGUUUCGUGCUGUUGCCCGAUCAAUUGCAAGCUAUUAAUCCAUUGUUGAUCAUGAUCUUUAUACCAAUCUUUGAGACUUUUAUUUAUCCGGCUUUUGACAAAAUACAUUUCAUCAAUACACCCUUGAAGAAGCUCGUUGUUGGUGGAUUCUUGGCCAGCGUUGCUUUCAUAGUGGCCGGUGUUGUCGAAUUACAAAUCGAGAACACAUAUCCAAUCUUACCGACAGACAAACUCGCUCAAAUCCGAUUUUUCAAUACAAUGGAUUGUAAUGUGAGAAUAGAUAUGGGAAAGCAUGGCCGUUGUACAGUAUUACCAUUAAAUAUGACAGAAAUUUUAGAUGUGAAAGCAAAUGGAAGCGUUACGAUAGAUUACAUAGCAGAUUUCACAGAGUGCUCUAAUAAGGGGUACGACAUCACGAAAAAAGAAAUGCGAGGAAACAUUACUGGCAGGGAAAAGGAAGCAUGGUCUUUUGCUUUAUCACCCUCGGGAUUACAAGAGUCUGGCUAUAAGGAUAUGGUGGGAAAGCCGGAGGGUGGUAAUCCGAACGUCCGCGGUAUCAUCUAUCUUGCGCCUGGAUUAAGUGAUUCUACAUUGACAUUGCGUAAAGACGAGAAAAUAGUAGUGUCAAUUCCGGUCAGUUCAAACUUCUCACAAUCAGAGUUGAUAAAAAUCGACGAUCCAGGCGAAUAUGACGUCUACCUAGACGACCAACUGCUGCAAAAGGAAGUGCCUUUUAAAUCCGGUGGAGUGUACUCCGUGGUGGGUUCUCACAUUAUGCAUGACAACAAAAUCGUUGGCAAGACAAUCACGGUUACGCCACCCAAUUCGUUGCACAUGGCCUGGAUGUUGCCGCAAUAUAUCAUUAUUACUAUGGCCGAGGUGAUGUUCUCUGUGACGGGUUUGCAAUUUGCCUUUACUCAAGCACCAUUGAGCAUGAAGUCUAUACUGACGGCGGGUUGGUUGCUGAGCACGGCCGUCGGCAAUAUCAUUGUGGUCAUCAUAACGGGUGUGCGUCCCUUCGAACGGCAAGUAUUCGUCAUUUUUCUAUAUGCCGGUGUGAUGGCGGUAGUCAUGGUAAUAUUUACUGUGCUGACCAUGUUCUACAAAUACGUGGAAAUAAUAGAUGAAGAAGAUAUAAUUGAUGAGGACAUACCCAUGAAAGGGAAGAUUAAUUCGGCCUACAAACAUGAUGAAAAAUGACAGUGAGGGACGACUAAGUGAGAAAUAAUAAAUUUUCACGUGUUUCGUUAUUCGAAGAAUAAGAGCACGUUCUGCAGCCUGUUAAAAUAUGAAUGAUAUGAUUGCUCGUACAUAGAAAGUUCAUUUGUUUCUAUCGAGCAUCUGUUGGCCUCGAAAAUACGGCAAAAUACGGGAAUCUUUUUUCCUAACACAAUCUCACUUCUUCCUUUUUUCUUUCCGAAGAAAAAUUAUGACAGACUGAAGAUACAUAUUCUACAAUAGCAAAUCUAUAAUGCAUUUCUUAGAGAGUAAACAAGAGAAUGAGAGUGAAAUUCUAUGAAAUAAGAAAUGACAUUUUAUAUUUCAGGAUAACAUUUAAAAUUUUAGAAAUUGUAAAUACGAAAUCUUAUUAGGUGCUAUAUUUUUAUAAGAUUGUAGUAAGCAAAUUAUUAUUAAAAUUGUACAGGUGCUGUGAAAGAUAAAUUCAAACCGGUGCGAUUAAAUUAAAUUAUAAAACUAGGGCUUUCAAAGAGAUUAAAAAAUUAUUUAUGUAAUAAAUAUUAUGAAUGAGAAAUUUAACCAGUGAAAGUGCAUCAAAUAGUGAAGUAUUUAAAAUUUGCGUGUCGAUAAUGAUUAUAUAAUCAGGCAUUUCUGUUCAAAAGAGAAUAGUUUCAAAUGAAAACUUUAUAUUUAUGCAAAUUCUGAAUUUUACUUUUUACAAAUGUUUAAAAAGAAAAGAUAAUAAAAUUAGCGUCAAUUGCAUAAUUAUUUAAAAUUGUACAAAAUGAAAUUUAAAAAUUACUAAAUAUAUAAAGGUAUAUUAAAAUUCCAAAUUGAUCAAAAUUGCAUGUAGAUAUUUAUAUCUAAACUAUAUAUAUAUAUAUAAUUCGUAUAACAUUUAUUUUCGCAUAUUCGACUAAAUUUCCACAAGCUCUAGCACAACGUAAUAAUGCGUGUCAUGUGAGAUAAGGAUUUUGAAAGUGCAGUAAAUUGAUUAAACAUUU
Solenopsis invicta (red fire ant) is the source of this 5051-nucleotide messenger RNA. RefSeq names its product solute carrier family 15 member 1. NCBI's taxonomy places the organism in Eukaryota, Metazoa, Arthropoda, Insecta, Hymenoptera, Formicidae. Bases 1948 to 4068 code for a protein of 706 amino acids. Gene Ontology annotation, molecular function: dipeptide transmembrane transporter activity. Gene Ontology annotation, biological process: oligopeptide transport; transmembrane transport. The transcript is spliced from 9 exons. The record is from RefSeq and is a predicted model, not a curated record. Gene Ontology annotation, cellular component: membrane.